Molecule: messenger RNA, 1533 nt
Organism: Coccinella septempunctata (seven-spotted ladybird)
Lineage: Eukaryota; Metazoa; Arthropoda; Insecta; Coleoptera; Coccinellidae
Gene: PheRS-m
Product: probable phenylalanine--tRNA ligase, mitochondrial
Exons: 1
Coding region: 111-1412 (433 amino acids)
Biological process (GO): phenylalanyl-tRNA aminoacylation
Cellular component (GO): cytoplasm; mitochondrion
Molecular function (GO): tRNA binding; ATP binding; phenylalanine-tRNA ligase activity
Source: RefSeq, a predicted model, not a curated record
ACUUGACUGUCAAAACAUUACAAAAUUUUUCAAAAAUCCGAAAUUAGCCUUGUUUAUUCUGUUAUCUGGGGCUAUUUGCCCAUGAAAAUUUAAAGGAACUCACUUGAGCAAUGCUUCUCAGGAAUAUUUCCCACCGAACCAUCACAAAAACUAAAAGUUUUCGACAAUUUUCAGAAGCACAUCGAGCAGUCCAACAGACCCUAACGAUACAAAACCAAAACUAUGCGAGAGACGAUUAUACAAAUGUCACGGAUAAAAUUUUAUCGCAUCUUGGUAGAAACCUACACGUACAAAAGGGGCAUCCGUUAGGCAUGGUCUCUCAGAGAGUUGUAGACUAUUUUUACACCGCUUUUCGGAAUACCAGAGGAAACCCACAGUUUUCAAUGUGGGACAACUUGUCGCCUGUAGUAUCCGUUGAACAGAAUUUCGACAGCCUUCUAAUUCCUCCUGAUCACAUUUCUAGAUCCAAAAGCGACUGUUACUACCUGAACCGUCAAUAUUUGUUGAGAGCUCACAUGACUGCCCAUCAAUCAGAACUGAUGAAAUCAGGCUUGGAUAACUUUCUUAUGCUUGGAGAUGUGUACAGGAGAGACGAAAUAGACAGCACACACUACCCCGUCUUCCAUCAAAUAGACGGAGUACGUUUACGCACCAGGUCUGAACUUUUUCCUAAUGACGAUUCUUUGGAAAUCUUCGAGUUGGGAGAUUACACAGAGAGUAUUGGUACUCAGGAUAAACAAACCUGUCAUACGAUUGAAGCAGUCAAAUUGUUGGAGUUUGAAUUGAAAACUGUGCUUGUAGAACUUGCAAGAAGUUUAUUUGGUGAGGACUUCAAUUAUAGGUGGGUUGAUACAUACUUUCCUUUCACUCAACCCUCUUGGGAGCUUGAAAUAAACUACGAGGGUAAAUGGAUGGAAAUUUUGGGAUGUGGCAUUAUGCGUCAACCAAUAUUAACAAAUGCUGGUAUCAAUAACAAAGUCGGGUGGGCAUUUGGAUUAGGGCUUGAAAGAUUAGCUAUGUGCUUAUAUAAAAUACCAGAUAUCCGUCUGUUUUGGUCCACGGACAGUGGAUUUUUAAAUCAGUUCAAAUUUGCUAAGGUGGAUGCAAAAGUAAUAUACAAACCAGUCAGUCAGUACCCUCAAUGCUCAAAUGAUAUCAGUUUUUGGCUCCCACAAGACAAAGAAUACGCUGAGAACGACUUCUACGACCUAGUGAGAACAGUUGGAGGUGAUAUUGUUGAACAAGUCAUAUUGAAAGAUGAUUUCAAACAUCCUAAAACUGGAAAGAGAAGCCACUGCUACAGAAUCGUCUACAGGCAUAUGGAACGCACGUUGAAGCAAGAAGAAGUUAAUAUUAUCCAUAAAAAAAUUGAAGAAGAAGCUUCCAAAAGCCUUUUCGUGACUAUUAGAUAAUAACUAUACGAUUUCCUUGAUUUUUCUGUUAAACUAUGUACAGCAAAUUGUAGUAUAAGUUUUGGUAUAAAACCUAUUUAUAGAAUCUGUAAAUAUUAAGAUAAUUAAAGGUAAUAUUACG